AUGCAGUUCUCAAAGGUUCUCUGCGUCCUCUUCCCGGUUGCCGUCCUGGCGGCGCCGUUCAAGACCUUCGAGGUCCCGACGCUAGAUCCCAACACGGUUGCACCGGUGGUUCCCGCUAUCGACCGCCGUGUUCCUCAGGCGGACACUUGUGACGAGUAA
Molecule: messenger RNA, 159 nt
Organism: Colletotrichum abscissum
Lineage: Eukaryota; Fungi; Ascomycota; Sordariomycetes; Glomerellales; Glomerellaceae
Exons: 1
Coding region: 1-159 (52 amino acids)
Source: RefSeq, a predicted model, not a curated record